AUUAGUAGACUACCCAUUAGUAGACUAUCCAUUAGCACACUAUCCAUUAGCACACUACCCAAAUGCCAUGUUAACCUUUUGUUAUUAAAUGACAGGUUAUGAUAAGAGAUGUGUCUGUUCAUGCCCCCUGCUGCCCACAGCGUACCAGGGCAAGACGUCCAUCAGUACAGUGGGCACGUCCACCUCUGCCUACCGCCUGUCGCUGGCCACCAUGUCCCGGUCCAACACGGGCACGGGCACGGUGUGGGAGCAGGAGAGCCAGCCGUCACGCCAGCCCUCUCAGGACACGCUGAGCCGCACCGACGAGGAUGACGAACAGGAGCAGGAAGAGAAUGACUCUAUCAGUAUUCCCAGUGUGGUGAGUGAACAUGAGGUCUUCCUGCCCAGGCUCAUCACCCAGCGACGCUUCUCUAGUCACGCCACGGGCAGCGCCCAGCCUGAACCCAGCACCCGCAGCACCAUGCUGCCCAGCCACAGUGAACCCAAUGUGCUAGAUGAGUCUCAAGGACUGGAAGAGGGUAACCUGUCUAGGGUGGCCAGUGUGCAGAGUGAACCAGGACAGCAGAACCUCUUGAACCAACCUCCGCUGGGACGCAAUAGAGGACUGAGACAGUUGCGACGCCCCCUGCUGUCUCUUCCGAAGAGUGAGGCGCGAGGACCAGGUCGCUCUGGAGCCCGACUCUCCACCACCCGCAGGAGCAUCCAGCCCAAGAACAGACCUCUGGAAACGUUAUUGGACUGCGAAGCAACCCACGGGUGGGACCAGAAAAGGGUCGUCACCUUCACGGAGGGCCAGCAGGCUCAGGGAAAGUCCCCCGACCCAGGUGGCGCCAAUGCGCACCCAGAGGGCAGGAAGGCCAGCCCGGCCCCUCCAAUCGCUCCCCCUGCUGCCCCUGGGGCCUCAUCCUCGGCCACCGUCAAAGCUGACCUCCACAGCCCUGCCAAGAAACAGUUAUCGAUGGAGAGCAAGGAGAAACGAGAACAGUGGGGCCUCCGCAGCAGCCUCUCUCCUCGGCCCUCCAUCUCCCGCGCCUCCACCCCCACCCCACCCUCCUCCUGCUCUCCUCUCCCUCCUCCACCUCUCCCCAUCUCUCGCACCUGUUCUCCCCUCCCCCCUCUGCCGAUCCUGGGGAUCCAACCCCCCGCUCCCCCCACCCACCUCUUCCAUCCUGGUCCGUCCUCCCAUCAGACCCCCGAGAGCCCCGAGGACGAGGACACGACUGCCCUGCUGGGGAGGAACGCAGACACCCUACUCCACAUUUCAGAGGACAAUGGGGGCACAGAGAACCCCCUGCUCGCCCCCCUGCUCUCCCCCCGCCGCUCGCCCGCCCUGCCCCCCCGCCGCUCCCCCCUCCCCAUCUCCCCAGUCGACCUGGACCUGGAUGAGUCCCACGUCUGAGAAGCGUCCCUGUAACGUUCCAGUAACGUUUUGUUAACAUUUCAGUAACAAAACUCGUAACGUAACGUUAUAACUAGGGCCAGGAGUUUUUCCCUGACUGAACUUGCGUGACCGCACUAGGAAAAAGUCCUGGCCCUAGUUACAAGGCUCUAAACUACAGACGUAGGCUAUAACUAGGGCCCGGAGUUUUGACCCUUUAGGUUAUAUCACAUGGUCCGGCUGGGGAAACUCCUGGUCCUAGUUAUGACCCUGGCAGGGUAGCUUCUCUGUGUCGGUCCCCUUCUAUAUCUUUGGAGUCUGUGUUUAGACAUUGAGCUGCCUGAUAACUCUGUCCUUCUAGCCAACGGAGGUCAGAGGGCACUUGAAAAAUGAGGAACCUGUUGGAAUACUCUAAACAUAAAAAUGCAUCCUCCCUUCCUUGAUCUGAUCUGACAUAAAAUGACUGGGGAAAUCAGUGCAGUAGAAUCCUUGCUCUCACCUAUCCAAUCACGUUAGAUUAGUGAUUACCUCAAAAAAAGAAGGGAGGAAAGAUGCAUCUUUAGAGUAUUAGAACAGGGCCAAGGACCAAGACCUGUUAGUGUUCUCCUCUUGCCCACUCCCCUGCCCCUCUCUCCCCUUCUCUCUCUGCUCUCUUCUGUCCUGUUAGAGCACCAAGAUGAAAUCCAUACUUCACUAUGUCUACAGUACCAGUACCCUGGCACCCUCACCUCGGACAUUUCAACCCAUCUCAUAGCAAAGUAUUCAAAUCAAAUGCAGAAUCAACAUGCCUUCUUCACACGUCAGGGUGGAUUAAUCCACGGUGUCCAACAGGUGAUCAAGUGGGACUGUUACUGUUGCUAGGUAGAUCACAAGAGAAGGGAGAUGUUUCCAGCCAUUGGCUGCUACAAACAGACAUCUGUUUACCUAUAGGGUGACCGUGUCACCUCUCAAGAACUGUUUACAGUGAAGCUGCUGAAGGGUAAACUGUUGACUAGAGAAAUUAAAUGUAUAUUAGCUAUGAUAUUAUAAUAUUAUGAAAUGUAUUAUAUUUAAUCCUGAAGACUAUUUUAAAGAAAUAUUUAAUAUAUAUAAUUGUCAAAGUAUUGCAGAGAGGCAUAGUAUGUUUGUCAUUAGGAUAAUAUAUUAGUGGCCUUCCAGGUGGCACUGCGGUCUAGGGCACUGCAUGGCAGUGCUUGAGGCAUCAAUACAGACCCAGGUUCGAUCCCAGGCUGUGUCACAACCGGCCGUGGGAGUCCCAUAGGUGGGCGCACAAUUGGCCCAGCGUUGUCUGGGUUUGGCCGGGGAGGCUUUACUUGGCUCAUGGAGUUCUAGUGACAACCAGUUUAGGCCCAGUGGAUGGAUGUUGUUUUAUGUGUAACCAAAUUCAUGUUUCGUUUUGAAUAGCCUCCAAAGUAAUACGGCCCUUCUGUUGUUCUGAAAGCAUCAUGCAUAAAGAAUAGGUAACUGCUUAUGGGCACUGACGUAUUAUUAGUAUGUCCCAGUAAUGUCAUAGAGUUUAUAAUGCUGCUUUUUAUUGUUGUGUUUUCAAUGUCUUGAAGAAAGGUUUCUAGUACUCAGAAUCAGGGAUCUUGUUGGCAUAAUGUUUUGAGUUGUAGCAGAUAGGAUACCUCCUUGUUCAACUUAUGCUUUAAACUAGAGAACUGGGAGGACCCCUCCAGCUCCUUGAUAAUGGUCUGUACCCUGACCGAGGUCCCCUUAUGUGCCAUGGGGCUUGGUAGAGUCCAAACCUGAGAUGGGUGUGCUGCAGUCUACUAUCUUCUGGUUAAUGUUGGUUUUGCACCAGAUCAGUGAAAAGAGGAUGUAGUUAUGAACUAAACUGUGUAAAAACAUUAGGAACAACUUCCUCAUAUUGAGUUGCAUCUCCUUUUCCCCUCAAAACAGCUUCAAUUGGUCGAGUCAUGGACUCUGAAAGUUGUGGAAAGCGUUCCACACAGGGAUGCUGGCCCAUGUUGACUCCAAUGCUUCCCACAAUUGUAUCAAGUUGGCUGGAUGUCCUUUGGGUGGUGGACCAUUCUUGAUACACAUGGGAAACUGUUGGGCGUGAAAACCCCAGAAACGUUGCAGUUACAUUUACAUUACAUUUAAGUCAUUUAGCAGACGCUCUUAUCCAGAGCGACUUACAAAUUGGUGCAUUCACCUUGACACAAACCGGUACGCCUGGCUCUUACUACCAUAUCCCCUUGAAAGGCACUUAAAUCAUUAGUCUUGCCCAUUUACCCUCUGAAUGGCACACAUACACAAGCCAUGUCUCAAUUGUCUCAAGGAUUAAAAAUCAUUCUUUAACCUGUCUCCUCCCCUUCAUCUACACUGACUGAAGUGGAUUUAUGAGGGAUCAUAGCUUUCACCUGGAUUCACCUGGUCAGUCUAUGUCAUGGACAGAGCAGGUGUUCCUAAUGGUUUGUACACUCAGUUAUAUGUGAAAGGAAGAACUGGGCUUUUCCUGAAUAUCUUCUACCAUUUCCUCCUGUUUGACGGCAUCAGUGCAGAAGCCUUAGUAGUGAUAUAAAUAGGUGCCAUAAUGCACAUAUGACCAUUGCACUGUGAGUCGGUCUCAUAGCUGUGUUUGCUUCUGUGUGUGAUCUAAAUGUACUGCUGUGUAGUUCCCACAGAGGAGGCUGGUUAUCAGAUCUAUAGUGCCCAUAUCAUUAGAGGGGUUAUCAGAUCUAUAGUGCCCAUAUCAUUAGAGGGGUUAUCAGAUCUAUAGUGCCCAUAUCGUUAGAGGGGUUAUCAGAUCUAUAGUGCCCAUAUCGUUAGAGGGGUUAUCAGAUCUAUAGUGCCCAUAUCGUUAGAGGGGUUAUCAGAUCUAUAGUGCCAUAUCAUUAGAGGGGUUAUCAGAUCUAUAGUGCCCAUAUCGUUAGAGGGGUUAUCAGAUCUAUAGUGCCCAUAUCGUUAGAGGGGUUAUCAGAUAUGUAGUGCCCAUAUCGUUAGAGGGGUUAUCAGAUCUAUAGUGCCCAUAUCGUUAGAGGGGUUAUCAGAUCUAUAGUGCCCAUAUCGUUAGAGGGGUUAUCAGAUCUAUAGUGCCCAUAUCGUUAGAGGGGUUAUCAGAUCUAUAGUGCCCAUAUCGUUAGAGGGGUUAUCAGAUCUAUAGUGCCCAUAUCGUUAGAGGGGUUAUCAGAUCUAUAGUGCCCAUAUCGUUAGAGGGGUUAUCAGAUCUAUAGUGCCCAUAUCGUUAGAGGGGUUAUCAGAUCUAUAGUGCCAUAUCAUUAGAGGGGUUAUCAGAUCUAUAGUGCCCAUAUCGUUAGAGGGGUUAUCAGAUCUAUAGUGCCCAUAUCGUUAGAGGGGUUAUCAGAUCUAUAGUGCCCAUAUCAUUAGAGGGGUUAUCAGAUCUAUAGUGCCCAUAUCGUUAGAGGCGUUAUCAGAUCUAUAGUGCCCAUAUCGUUAGAGGGGUUAUCAGAUCUAUAGUGCCCAUAUCAUUAGAGGGGUUAUCAGAUCUAUAGUGCCCAUAUCGUUAGAGGGGUUAUCAGAUCUAUAGUGCCCAUAUCGUUAGAGGGGUUAUCAGAUCUAUAGUGCCCAUAUCGUUAGAGGGGUUAUCAGAUCUAUAGUGCCCAUAUCAUUAGAGGGGUUAUCAGAUCUAUAGUGCCCAUAUCGUUAGAGGGGUUAUCAGAUCUAUAGUGCCCAUAUCGUUAGAGGCGUUAUCAGAUCUAUAGUGCCCAUAUCAUUAGAGGGGUUAUCAGAUCUAUAGUGCCCAUAUCAUUAGAGGGGUUAUCAGAUCUAUAGUGCCCAUAUCGUUAGAGGCGUUAUCAGAUCUAUAGUGCCCAUAUCGUUAGAGGGGUUAUCAGAUCUAUAGUGCCCAUAUCGUUAGAGGGGUUAUCAGAUCUAUAGUGCCCAUAUCGUUAGAGGGGUUAUCAGAUCUAUAGUGCCCAUAUCGUUAGAGGGGUUAUCAGAUCUAUAGUGCCCAUAUCGUUAGAGGGGUUAUCAGAUCUAUAGUGCCCAUAUCAUUAGAGGGGUUAUCAGAUCUAUAGUGCCCAUAUCGUUAGAGGGGUUAUCAGAUCUAUAGUGCCCAUAUCGUUAGAGGGGUUAUCAGAUCUAUAGUGCCCAUAUCGUUAGAGGGGUUAUCAGAUCUAUAGUGCCCAUAUCGUUAGAGGGGUUAUCAGAUCUAUAGUGCCCAUAUCGUUAGAGGGGUUAUCAGAUCUAUAGUGCCAUAUCGUUAGAGGCGUUAUCAGAUCUAUAGUGCACAUAUCGUUAGAGGGGUUAUCAGAUCUAUAGUGCCCAUAUCGUUAGAGGGGUUAUCAGAUCUAUAGUGCCCAUAUCGUUAGAGGGGUUAUCAGAUCUAUAGUGCCCAUAUCAUUAGAGGCGUUAUCAGAUCUAUAGUGCCCAUAUCAUUAGAGGGGUUAUCAGAUCUAUAGUGCCCAUAUCAUUAGAGGGGUUAUCAGAUCUAUAGUGCCCAUAUCGUUAGAGGGGUUAUCAGAUCUAUAGUGCCCAUAUCGUUAGAGGGGUUAUCAGAUCUAUAGUGCCCAUAUCGUUAGAGGGGUUAUCAGAUCUAUAGUGCCCAUAUCGUUAGAGGGGUUAUCAGAUCUAUAGUGCCAUAUCGUUAGAGGGGUUAUGAGAUCUAUAGUGCCCAUAUCGUUAGAGGGGGAUUCUAUUUUGAAUGAUAGUAUCACUAUAGUUCAUUCUAGAACCCACGGGGAUAGUACAACAGUCUAUGAUACUGUAGGUGACAUAUUCGGGUGUCCCUGUGGACGUGUGUUGUCUUGUCAGUGCCAACGGUCAAUGUCUGUCCGUGUGUGUAGUGCCAAUGCUCUCUGCUGCUGAGCUGUCCUUGUGCAGAAGCUUUCUGGGAGGUUGGCAUGGAGACUUAUUCAUCAAACUUGGCAUACAUUCCAAAGUCAUCUGCAGUUUGUCCCAUGUAAUGCACUGUUGAAGUGCUCUACUUCAAACUGGAACUGUUUUGGAUGAGAGAUCUAUUUAGGAUUGCAAAAUGUCUGUAACUUUUCCAAAAUAACCAGCUUUUCCAGAAAUCUUGGUUGGAGGAUUCCGGAUUUCUUGUUUAUUACUUUCUGAUUCCUUGACUCUUCCAACUAGUAUAUCAGGAGUUUGAGGAAAGUUACCAGAAUUUGGAGACCCUAGUUCUAUUGCAUUGUCAAUUGCAAUUUGUAGUACCGGUAAGCACACUGUAUUGCUUUAAACAUAAUCAGAAAAUUAUCUUUUUAGAUGAUUGCCAACUCAUAGCUAACAGCGUAACAUUCUGUGGGCAAUUUGUUAAUUGAUGAUUUCCAGUUUGUUUAGUUCUAUUUCUUACAUGUUAUGGAGGAUAGCUGGAUCUGUGUUGUUCUGGCUCUGGGGAUAACCUUUCCAUGAACUAGGAAGUUUACCUCAAAGUCCUAUCCACACGCUAGGGGCGGCAGGUAGCCUAGUGGUUAGAGCGUUGGACAAGUAACUGAAAGGUUGCAAGAUCGAAUCCCCGAGCUGACAAGGUAAAAAAAAUCUUUCAUUCUGCCCCUGAACAAGGCAGUUAACCCACUGUUCCUAAGCCGUCAUUGAAAAUAGGAAUUUGUUCUUAACUGACUUGCCUAGUUAAAUAAAGAUAAAAUGCUGUAUGGUGGAGCUGUGAGAUAUUCAGAAGUGUGUGUGUGUGUCAAAUGCAGGGCCCCCAGGGGUGAUUAGCAGUGGAGGCUGGUGGAAGGAGCUAUAGGUAAUGGCUGGAAUGGAACCAUGUUUGACUCCGUUCCAUUGAUUCCAUUACAAUGAGCCUGUCCUCCUAUAGCUCCACCCACCAGACUCCUCAGGUGGAAAGUGGAAGUGACACAUUAUGGCCUAGAUACAUAUAUUAUAUUUUGAUAUUUUAUUUCUCCAAAUAUAUAUUAACAUCAACAUUUGUUCACGUGAUGAUUAGCCUCAUAUUCAAUCACUGUUCCAUUGACAUAUAUUUUUUCCUCUGUGUGACUCUGAAAUAUAUCGUAUUAUAUACUUAAGAUAUUUAUUUCAAAUGACUGUCUUGUCCUGUGUUCUCAAUCUAUUCUAAAAUAUAGCUAUAUCAAAGUAUUUAUGAAACAUUUAAAAAAUAAAUGGAUAUUGUUGUACACAAUAUUA
Messenger RNA from Salvelinus fontinalis (brook trout), 7429 nucleotides. Its product is annotated as protein unc-80 homolog. Gene Ontology annotation, biological process: monoatomic cation homeostasis. Gene Ontology annotation, molecular function: monoatomic cation channel activity. Lineage: Eukaryota; Metazoa; Chordata; Actinopteri; Salmoniformes; Salmonidae. The record is from RefSeq and is a predicted model, not a curated record. Bases 89 to 1399 code for a protein of 436 amino acids. Gene Ontology annotation, cellular component: axon; cation channel complex. The transcript is spliced from 8 exons.